Molecule: messenger RNA, 1837 nt
Organism: Drosophila hydei
Lineage: Eukaryota; Metazoa; Arthropoda; Insecta; Diptera; Drosophilidae
Gene: ScpX
Product: non-specific lipid-transfer protein
Exons: 5
Coding region: 120-1754 (544 amino acids)
Molecular function (GO): acyltransferase activity, transferring groups other than amino-acyl groups
Source: RefSeq, a predicted model, not a curated record
UUUUAGCUCGCCUCAGAUACUUGUUUUGUGGUCUUCAAUAUUUAGUAAUUACUUAAAGCCGAGUCGUAGCGGUUGUACUUGUUUUAGUCCAUCUACAAAAUAAUACUUAAACUCGCAUAAUGACCAAAACCCGAGUAUAUGUUGUUGGUGUUGGCAUGACCAAGUUUGAAAAACCUGGGCGCCGCGCUGAUGUUUGCUACCCCGACUUUGCCAAGGAGGCGGUCACCAAAGCUCUCCAGGAUGCCAAGCUACAGUACACGGAUGUGCAACAAGCUGUUGUGGGCUAUGUCUAUGGCGACUCCACCUGCGGACAGAGGGCGGUCUAUGAAGUUGGCAUGACUGGCAUUCCCGUCUACAAUGUGAACAACAAUUGCUCCACUGGCUCGAGUGCCCUGUAUCUGGGCAAGCAGAUCAUCGAGUCGGGCAACGCAGACUGUGUCCUGGCACUGGGCUUUGAGAAAAUGGAGCGUGGCUCGUUAGCAGCAAAGUACUUUGAUCGGGCCAAUCCCAUGGAGCGUCACAUUACCGAAAUGGGAGAGCUGACAGAAAUUGGAGCUGGCCCAAUGGCAGCACAGAUCUUUGGUAAUGCUGGCAAGGAGCACAUGAAGAAAUACGGCACCAAGCCGGAACACUUUGGCAAGAUUGCCUGGAAGAAUCAUAAGCAUUCGGUUAACAAUCCAUACUCGCAGUUCCGCGAUGAAUACAGCCUGGAGCAGAUUAUGAAGUCGCCGCAAGUGGUGGAGGGUGUGCUGACCAAGCUGCAGUGUUGCCCCACUUCGGAUGGCUCGGGUGCUGCUAUUCUAGCUUCCGAACAGUUCGUGCGUCGUCAUGGUCUAGAAAAGCAAGCCGUGGAGAUUGUGGGCAUGGAAAUGGCUAGUGAUCCAGAGUCGACCUUUGCUGACAAGAGCCUCAUGAAGAUUGCCGGCUAUGACAUGACUCGCCUUGCUACUCAACGCCUGUUCGCUAAAAGCGGCUUUAAGCCACAGGAUGUGCAGGUCGUGGAGCUGCAUGAUUGCUUCUCGGCCAACGAGCUGAUCACCUACGAGGCCUUGGGUCUCUGCGGCGAGGGCAAGGCUGGCGAGUUCAUCGAUAAUGGAGACAACACGUAUGGCGGCAAAUUUGUAGUCAAUCCCAGUGGAGGACUCAUCUCCAAGGGACAUCCAUUGGGUGCCACAGGCUUGGCGCAGUGCGCCGAGCUCUGCUGGCAACUGCGUGGCUUGGCUGAGAGGCGACAAGUGCCUAAUGUCCAGUUGGCUCUUCAGCACAAUCUUGGUCUAGGUGGUGCCGUUGUGGUGGGUCUUUAUCGCUUAGGUUUCCCGGGUGCUGGUGGUGUGAAGCACAACAAGACCGCAGCAGCAAAGAUUGCGACUAGCGAGGAGGGCUUCAAAGUGUCACCACUACUCAAGUUGCUCGAGCAGGCCAUGCAAGAGGAUCAGGACAAUCUAAUCGAAAAGGUGCGCGCUGUAUAUGGCUUUAGGGUGAACAAUGGACCCCAAGGUCAGACAGGCUUCUGGGUGAUCGAUGCCAAGCAAGGCAAAGGCAAGGUCAUCUUCAAUGGCACGCAAAAAUGUGAUGUUACCUUUAUAAUCAGCGAUGAUGAUGUGUUCGAGCUGCUGAUAGGCAAGCUGCCGCCCCAAAAGGCCUUCUUCCAGGGCAAGAUCAAGAUACAGGGCAACAUGGGCUUUGCCAUGAAACUGUUGGACUUGCAGCGCUCAGCACAGGGUCGUAUCGAGGAGCUGCGCUCCAAGCUUUAAGACAACAGCAUUCCAUUGAUAUUUGCAAUUAAUUUUAAGUGGGAUUUUUAAAAUUGGAUUAUUUACAUAUCUAUUUUUUUAUA